AUGUACAAUUAUAUCAAGUUUCUGAACUCUUGUGUUGAUAGGACAGAAGUAAUACGCACCUGUAGCAAUCCCAUCUUUUCCAAGGUCUUCACAGUGGACUUCUACUUUGAAGAAGUUCAGAGGCUACGGUUUGAGGUUUAUGAUAUCAGCAGCAAUCACAACGGACUGAAAGAUGCUGACUUUCUUGGAGGGAUGGAAUGUACUCUUGGACAAAUUGUGUCACAGAGGAAACUUGCCAAAUCAUUGUUGAAACAUGGAAACACAGCAGGGAAAUCUUCAAUAACGGUGAUCGCUGAGGAAUUAUCAGGGAAUGAUGAUUACGUUGAACUUUCCUUCAGUGCACGAAAACUGGAUGACAAGGAUUUCUUCAGCAAGUCUGAUCCAUUUUUGGAAAUCUUUCGUAUGAACCAUGAUGGAACUCAACAACUUGUACAUAGAACAGAGGUUGUGAUGAAUAAUUUGAAUCCAGUAUGGAAGACAUAUAAGGUUUCAUUGAAUACUCUUUGUAGUGGAGAUGAAGAUCGCAAGUUAAAGUGUAUAGUCUGGGACUGGGAUUCAAAUGGUAAACAUGACUUCAUAGGGGAAUUUACUUCCACAUUCAAGGAAAUGAGAGUUGCAACAGAUGGAAGACAGGUGCAAUGGGAAUGUAUAAAUCCAAAAUACAAAGUAAAGAAGAAAAGUUACAAGAACUCAGGGAUUGUAAUCCUCAACCAGUGUAAGAUUCACAAGAUGCACUCUUUUCUAGAUUAUAUCAUGGGUGGAUGUCAAAUCCAGUUUACAGUAGCUAUUGAUUUUACAGCUUCUAAUGGUGACCCAAGAAACAGUUGUUCUCUGCACUAUAUUCAUCCUUACCAGCCUAAUGAGUAUUUGAAAGCUUUGGUAGCUGUAGGAGAGAUUUGCCAAGACUAUGACAGUUUCUCAUUACCCUUAUACGAUCUGAAGAAUGAGAAAUCCGAAAGCACUUAUCGUUUGGACAUUGAAGGAAACUUUACUACGUUCUACUAUCUUCCCUAUUUUGAGUUUUAA
Molecule: messenger RNA, 1026 nt
Organism: Protopterus annectens (West African lungfish)
Lineage: Eukaryota; Metazoa; Chordata; Ceratodontiformes; Protopteridae
Product: copine-4-like
Exons: 11
Coding region: 1-1026 (341 amino acids)
Biological process (GO): cellular response to calcium ion
Cellular component (GO): plasma membrane
Molecular function (GO): calcium-dependent phospholipid binding
Source: RefSeq, a predicted model, not a curated record